Molecule: messenger RNA, 525 nt
Organism: Copidosoma floridanum
Lineage: Eukaryota; Metazoa; Arthropoda; Insecta; Hymenoptera; Encyrtidae
Gene: RpS17
Product: ribosomal protein S17
Biological process (GO): translation
Cellular component (GO): ribosome
Molecular function (GO): structural constituent of ribosome
Source: RefSeq, a predicted model, not a curated record
UGAACAGCCCCCUUACAAACGAUAUUUUUAGUCAGUCACUUCGAAUAAUUGAAAUCACGCUGUCACAUAAGCCUAGUUUCUGUGUUCAAAAUGGGUCGGGUCAGGACUAAAACUGUUAAGAAAGCAGCUCGCGUCAUUAUUGAAAAGUACUACAUGAGGUUGACUCUAGAUUUUCAUACCAACAAAAGAUUAUGUGAAGAAAUCGCCAUAAUUCCAAGCAAGCCAUUAAAGAACAAGAUUGCGGGAUUUGUGACUCUUCUUAUGAAAAGACUUCGACACAGCCAAGUGAGAGGCAUUUCUAUAAAGUUGCAAGAAGAGGAAAGAGAACGCCGUGAUAAUUAUGUUCCCGAAGUUUCUGCUUUAGAGCAUGACAUUAUUGAUGUUGAUACGGAAACUAAAGAAAUGCUUAAGAUGUUGGAGUUCACAAACAUCCCAGGACUUCAAGUAACCCAACAACCACAAUCGUCUAGGCGUCCUUAAACAUUUGUCGUAAUGCAAUAAAGUGAAUUUUUUAGCAAACAUUUA